GCCCUGUGGCCAAGUAUGGGGUGCCACAGAGGAUCCUGAGGUGACUGUCCCAGGCCUGUCUCACUCGCUACCCUCCAACAGACCCCUUCUCGCUUCUGGCUCUGUUUUCUCAUCCAUGAAGCAUCUUCCCCUCCACGGCUCCACCAGCUUCUGGAGGAGUGGAGUUCUUGUGUUGCUUCUCUUCCUCUUCUUGGAGCAGACUUCCGCAUCGUACACUGCCAAAAUCAAACAGAAAGUGGGCGAGUGCCCCAACAAGCGGUUGGAAUGCGGAAGUAGGGUUCCAAACCCAUGCACAACAGACUUCAACUGUGAGGCACAUUUGAAGUGUUGUCCUUUCUCCUGUGGGAAUUUAUGCAUAGAUCCUUAUGAAGAACCCUGCAUGUUACCCUCAGACGCAGGGGACUGCCAUGACAAUCAGACUCGCUGGUAUUUUGACUCUGAGAAGCAUUACUGCAGACCUUUUACAUACAGUGGAUGUCAUGGGAAUUCCAACAACUUCCUCAGCAAGACGGACUGCAAGAACACCUGCAUGUUAAUUGUGAAGAAGGGACAGUGCCCACUCUUCCCUUUCCAAAUGAGGAUGGAGUGCCCACCCUCCUGCAAGAACGACAUGGACUGCCUGGAGAAGGAGAAGUGCUGCGAGUCCAGGUGUGGCUUCAUUUGUGCCAGGGCCUGGCUAGUCAAAACAGGUUUCUGCCCAAGUAAGCCCAUGAUGUGCUUGAAGAUCGACAAGCCCAAGUGCUUGAAGGACAACGACUGUCCCCUGGAUGAGAAGUGCUGCUCACGCUGUGGCCUGAAGUGCUUGGAAGCCAAACACUGAACAAUAUCCACUCUCGGCCUGGACAGCCACCAGGAAGAAUUAUUCCCCUAAUGGACAAGAGAGACCCUUUCAUCUUUUGAAUCACCUUUGGAACAAGGCUCAGUCACCCACACACUUGGUGGCACUUCACUUGCUGCUCCUCUGACUGUAUCCCUGGAAUCACUGGCUUUGUCUCUGCCAUGCAUAGUGUUCCUGCCCCAGUGACCCUGGGACUUCUCCAACUCACGGGUCCCCAGGGUCUGGGCUUGAGCUAGACACACAUGGCAGUGCCUGAUCCGCAGUUACACAGAUUCCUCAUGCCGUAGAAUAUUGUUUUAGGAUGUGUUGUAUUUUUUUUAUGCUGGGAAUAUU
This is a messenger RNA of Chionomys nivalis (European snow vole), 1171 nucleotides long. It is a transcript of the gene Wfdc8, whose product is annotated as WAP four-disulfide core domain 8. The record is from RefSeq and is a predicted model, not a curated record. The transcript is spliced from 7 exons. NCBI's taxonomy places the organism in Eukaryota, Metazoa, Chordata, Mammalia, Rodentia, Cricetidae. Bases 116 to 820 code for a protein of 234 amino acids. Gene Ontology annotation, molecular function: serine-type endopeptidase inhibitor activity. Gene Ontology annotation, cellular component: extracellular region.